CCCUCAAAAUAUAUACCCUCUUAUCUCCCUAACUUAUACACCAAAACCAAGUCACAACAUAUAUAAAAAAAAAAAAUCACCAAGGAAAAAAAAAAGAGGAAGAAAAAAGAUGGCACCCCAAUCUUUCUUCAUUUUGCUAGUCUUGUUUCUCCAUUCGUUCUCAUCCACUAUUUCAGCUCAGUCUCCGGCAGCAGCCCCCACGCCAUCAGCCACCAACGUGACUGCCGUCCUCGAGAAGGCAGGCCAAUUCACCACCUUGAUCAAGCUCCUCAAAUCCACCAAGAUGGCUGACCAAAUCAACACCCAGCUCAGCACCUCAAACCAAGGCAUGACCCUCUUUGCACCAACUGACAACGCCUUCUCCAGCCUCAAGGCCGGCACGCUAAACUCCAUCUCCGAGCAGCAAAAGCUGCAGCUUGUGCAGUUCCAUGUGCUACCAUCUUUCUAUUCUGCUGCGCAAUUCCAAACCGUGUCCAACCCUCUGCAUACGCAGGCCGGGAACACCGAUGAUGGGCAGUUCCCGUUAAAUGUGACCACAUCUGGGAACCAAGUGAACAUAACAACAGGGGUGGUGAAUGCAGCCGUGGCUAAUACCAUUUUUACUGAUAGUCAGUUGGCGGUGUAUCAGGUCGACCAGGUGCUCCUUCCUUUGAGCAUUUUUGGCACUCCAGCACCCGCUCCUGCUCCAUCGAAGCCCGAAACAAAAAUUAAAGGUGCUGAUUCGCCUUCGGGAUCCUCGGAUAGCGGCAGCACUGCUGAAGCAUCAUCUGCAAUGGGGGUAGAACAACAUGGGAUCGCAGCAGCUGCAUCAGUGGGGGUGGUAGCAAUUCUUGCAGCAUUCUUUUUGUGAUUUUCGAGUUGAACUGCUGUGAUCAUCUGUACCUUUUGUUUUGUUUUUGUUUUAUGCCUUCUGUGCCAAGAAAUUUUGUAAUUUGUUAUGAUUUGAAAUUAAUUGGACAAUGUUCUUUGGAAUAA
Molecule: messenger RNA, 975 nt
Organism: Malus domestica (apple)
Lineage: Eukaryota; Viridiplantae; Streptophyta; Magnoliopsida; Rosales; Rosaceae
Product: fasciclin-like arabinogalactan protein 11
Biological process (GO): plant-type secondary cell wall biogenesis
Cellular component (GO): plasma membrane
Source: RefSeq, a predicted model, not a curated record